AUGAGAAAUUACACAACAGUAACAGAUUUUAUUCUUCUUGGACUGACAAAUGACCCACAGUGGCAGGUUGUACUUUUCAUAUUUCUUCUUGUUACCUACAUUCUAAGUGUGACUGGGAACCUGAUCAUUAUCACCCUCACCCUUUCUGAUGCCCAUCUGCAGACUCCAAUGUAUUUCUUCCUUCGAAACUUCUCAUUCCUAGAAAUAUCGUUCACAUCUGUCUGCAUUCCCAGAUUCCUUGUCACUAUCACAACAGGAGACAGAACCAUUUCCUUUAGCGGUUGUGUGGCUCAGCUGUUUUUCUUCGUUUUAUUGGGGGUGACAGAAUUUUACCUUCUAGCUGCCAUGUCCUAUGACCGUUAUGUGGCCAUCUGCAAACCUCUGCAUUACAGGACCAUCAUGAGCAGCAGAGUCUGUCUUCUUCUUGUCUUUAGUUCAUGGCUUGCAGGAUUCCUGAUCAUCUUUCCUCCAAUAGUCCUGCUGCUGCAGUUGGAUUUUUGUGCCUCCAAUGUAAUCGAUCACUUUAUCUGUGACUCUUCUCCAAUUCUGCAGCUUUCUUGCACAAACACUCGCUUUCUAGAACUCAUGGCAUUUUUCUUAGCUGUGGUGACACUUAUGGUCACAUUAACACUAAUAAUUCUCUCUUACACAUGUAUUGUCUGGACAGUUCUGAGAAUUCCUUCCUCGAGUCAAAGGAAAAAAGCCUUUUCCACUUGUUCCUCCCACAUGAUAGUCGUCUCCCUCUCUUACGGCAGCUGCAUCUUCAUGUACAUUAAGCCUUCAGCAAGGGAAAGAGUGACUUUAAGCAAAGGAGUAGCUGUGCUCAAUACCUCAGUGGCUCCUCUCUUGAAUCCUUUCAUAUAUACACUGAGAAAUCAGCAAGUGAAGCUAGCCUUUAAGAACAUGGUCCAGAGAAUGAACUUUUCUUCAAAUAAAUGA
Messenger RNA from Manis pentadactyla (Chinese pangolin), 939 nucleotides. Its product is annotated as olfactory receptor 6C75. Gene Ontology annotation, molecular function: olfactory receptor activity; G protein-coupled receptor activity. The transcript has a single exon. Gene Ontology annotation, cellular component: membrane. Gene Ontology annotation, biological process: G protein-coupled receptor signaling pathway. Bases 1 to 939 code for a protein of 312 amino acids. Lineage: Eukaryota; Metazoa; Chordata; Mammalia; Pholidota; Manidae. The record is from RefSeq and is a predicted model, not a curated record.